Messenger RNA from Frankliniella occidentalis (western flower thrips), 2340 nucleotides. RefSeq lists its product as uncharacterized. The record is from RefSeq and is a predicted model, not a curated record. Bases 346 to 1602 code for a protein of 418 amino acids. The transcript has 2 exons. Lineage: Eukaryota; Metazoa; Arthropoda; Insecta; Thysanoptera; Thripidae.
ACCGACGCCCCCCACCACACCUACGCUACCCCACCCUUAGGCCCCGCGCUAGGGUGGGGGAGCACUUGGUGGGGGUAUGAGAGACUGCCUCAACACCGAGCUCAACGAUCAUCGUCACUCUGCUCCGAGCUGCCCUUGCCUGCACAUCAGCCUCAGCUGCACGCACCUCCUGCACUUCCUCAUCAUGGCCGCCGUCAACCUGCUGCCCCCUACCGCCAACGCCACCACCGCCGCUGGAGUGGACGAGUGUGGUCUUGGACGGGUGAGUUUCUCUCUCUCUUUCUCUCUUUCUCUCUCUCUCUCGCACUCGGAUUUUCAAUCCUGCGUUUCCUCUGCUUACAGCCCAUGUGCUCUACCAAUCCCGGAAGAGACUUUGAGCCUUGCUGGGACGAAACGUGCCCCAAGUGUCCUGCGAUUCUCAACAAGGAAAACCUCGUGCUUAGCAACUGUGUUGCUGAAGCCGAGAAAUCUGCUGCUGCUGCUGCUGAUGCUCCAAGCGCCGAGCAAGCUGCUGAUGUCGCCAAGGAGGAGGACCGGAAACGCCCAGCGUCCGAAUCUCCAUGCGAGACCCCGAUGAGGAAGGUUCCGCGUCGCCGGCUGACUCCCCUUUUUCUUGGCGAAGGAACCAUCUGUAUCGAGUCCUCUGCGAGGAAGACCCACUCUCCAACUGCUGGGGAAUCCUUGCCCUCCUCGUCUUCGUCAUCCUUGUCACAGGAUUCGGCCACUUCAUCGAUCGACUCGCAGCAAACUACGCUUGGACCCUCACCACCGACACCAGGUACGGAUAGUUACCGCUGGUACACUGAGGCCACCAGGUGGUGCCACAGUGUGGUCCUGAACUCGGUCAUAGUGACGAAGAAGAAGCCACGCUACACGGCUAUUUUGGAUAUGACCGUACCGCUUAACGCGUCCAAAUCUAAAAAGAUUGUGAUGGGGAUAGACUUGGACAGGGGGUUGCUUCCGUUUGUGUCGAUAGAAAAUAGUCAAGGGCACGGAGUGACGCUCACGUUUCAAGAGUUUGAACAACUUUGCUGUCUUACCUGGCGCUGUUCUGUCGCGGAGCACAUGGAGAACCCCUCCUAUACUGUACGCACAAAGUACUCGGCCUUCCACGAGUAUCGGUGUGCCAUUGCCGAGGGGAAACCUGUGGUACAGAUUUCCCCUCUGCAUGGAGAAAAGGGAGGCUAUGUGUAUCUCGGGCAGAACACAUGGGAAACUCUUUGGAAACGGGCGCGUAUGUUUUAUGCUUAUAUGGCGGACAUUGAGGCCCGCAUGGCUCACCUGCCCAAAAUGAUGUGCACUCUGCUGACCCAUUUCCUUGAGCGUUGUCACGAUGUCAAGACGCUGCAAAGUAAAAUUGACAAAAUUGGAGAAAUUUUUGAUGACUGGGUCUUUGGAGAUGACAUCACUUAUAAUUUUGUGGCUUUUGGUGAAGAGCGUGAUUUUAAAAUGCCAUGCUACCACAACAUGAGAGCAGCAUAUGAAAUUGUACACCUGUACCCUCAGAGAUUGGCGGCUAUGGUACACCAUCUUCAGGCGAAACCUGAUCUUGCAAAGGAAAUGCAGGAGUACUUUCCAAAAAGCCUUAUACCAAAACCAUAAUUGCCUUUGCAGGACUUGAUUCGCUGACGUUGGAUUACCUCCGUAGAAAAUUUGCCCGCCUGUCACUCUCUGAGGAACCUCACUGUUUUUAAAAAUUGUAAUUCGAGCUCGCACUUUCAGGGGCUGAUGACGAUUCGCGGAGCAUGGAAUACAUUCUGAUUAAACUGGUCAUGGCGUUGUGUGCAAAUGUUUUCUGUAUUCUUGGAGCCUGGCUUGCUAUGCCAACACAGCCGUGGGCUCGACUGUUUGUACUCAUUCUUAUCGGAUACGAAGCUUUGUACACAGCCAUGAUCGGGGCCUCUGCAGCUAUGCAUUGUCUUAAUAUCAUCGCCGAAAAGUUCAUUCAAAUGUAUUUGGAAAACGGCUGCCCACAGUGGGUCACAUGUAUCAUAGAUUUUAAGGCCAUGCAUAAGUUUGUCAAAGCAUUGUUUUUGGGCGUGUCUGUAUAUAUGUUUGUACUUGCUGCCACCCACCUUCAAUCCAAUAUUUUUAUAAUAAGACUUUUUAAAUGUCUCUUGGUCUAUUAUGUUGUACAUAUUGGCUACUGUCUGUACUGUGUCUUACAUGAUGUCAUGUACUCUGUCGCCGUAUUGUAUCAUCACACCUACAUGUAUAUCACUUCUCGUAUUUAAUCAAUAAAAUAACAUGUAUGUAAAAUCCUUUUGCUUCCUCAUUUACCCCAAAAAAUCGAGAAAAAUAAAAAUCAAAGCCUCUCGCAACAAUGACAGAGAGAGAGAG